Molecule: messenger RNA, 1791 nt
Organism: Notodromas monacha
Lineage: Eukaryota; Metazoa; Arthropoda; Ostracoda; Podocopida; Cyprididae
Source: the annotation of a GenBank genome assembly
AUUAAAUCUUUUCCGCUUUGUUUUGAAAGAGAUUCUCCUCUUUUUUUUUCUUCCUCCUGUUCUGCUGUGGGAAAGUUGGGAUGUGGAAGAUCCGUUGUGUUUUUUUCAUCUAUGUGAAUGGAAGGGAUGGUAUGUGUUGACUGAUGGACUCAAUAUGCUAUCACUGAUAGCAUUGGCAUCAUGCAGACUACUGGGGUUGUCCUGGUGCUGCUUGCUGGGGUUGCUGUUGGCCAAAAUCAGUCAAUUUUUGAUGGCACCUGCUCCAGUGUGAUCUACUGCAACAACAAGAUUCUGGAGCUGGUUGAAGCUUCAGAGUUUUUCAAGGACCCCAAAGACUUUGUGGACAUGUGGAUAGUGGAAGACCCAACUAUGGCUCUGGUUUCAUUCAAUGAGAAGGUGUAUUCUAAGGCUAGUAAGGGUUUGGACUACAAGAAGGAGUUGAAGGAAUGGCUCCAGUUGUUUUUCAGAAACACUGACAGGGCCUAUGUGAGCGUUUUACCAACUGAUUGGCCUGAAACACCUCCUCAUUUGCAUAAAAUUGCUGACCCUGCUUUGAAGAGUUGGGCAAAGCACUUGAAUUUAAUGUGGACUGGGUUGGUGAAGAAGACCAGAGCAGAUUCCUACAUUUUUCCUGAAAGGUUUUCUUUGCUGUACAUGCCAAACCCUGUGGUGAUUUCUGGAGGUCGGUACAGGGAAUGGUACUACUGAACUGGGAUGACAACAACUGCAAAGGGGAUGUUGGAGAACUUUGUUGCCUUGAUUGAGGAAUUUGGACUGGUGCCAAAUGGAGGCAGGACUUAUUACACCAAAAGAAGCCAGCCUCCAUUCUUGAUCCCCAUGGUGAAACUAUACAUGGAUCACAUGGAGGAGCUCAAGAGAAGGGAUCCCAAUGUGACAUCUCCAUCUUUUGCAUUUGACUACAUAACUGCGUUGGAAGACGAGUUCCAGUUUUGGGUGAAACGACGAUCAGUGAAUGUGAGCGUGAAUGGGGAGAAUGUGACAAUGUUUGCCUAUGGAACCAACAGCACUGGCCCAAGACCGGAGGAAAUGAGCGAUGAUUUGAAUGUAUCCUCAAAUUUGAAGGGACGAGUCAAAGAGGAAUUUUUCGUGGACAUUAAAACCACGUGCGAGUCCGGCUGGGAUUUUUCUUCUCACAACAAUGAAGAUGACCCAGAAGCACAGAAGUACUUCCAGCUGAGUGAAAAAAUCAGUGAUGGCAUCAUGAAGCUUAUGUAUGACAAAGAGACUGGGUCUUGGUAUGAUUAUGACUUUAUCAAUAAGAGGCAAAGGAAGAACUUUUAUGCCUCAAAUGCGUGGCCAUUGUGGAUGGAUUGCAUUGGGACAGGUACCAAUAAGACAGAGUUAGGCCUGCAAUUUUUGUCUUACCUGGAGAAAGAGAAUGUGACCACUUAUCCUGGUGGGUUGCCUGCCAGUAAGUUUGAGAACACUGGAUUUGCAUGGGAUCAUCCUCAUGGGUAUGCACCUUUGGUGCACAGCAUGGUGACUGCUUUGAGCAGCGUGGACCACCCAAAAACAAAAGCUGCUGCUUUUGGUUUUGCACAAAAAUGGGUUGACAUGAGCUACAGUGCUUAUGUAAAGUCCCAGUCCAUGUUUCAUAGUCUCUUUGUGCUACGAGCUUCACAGAGCUGUCCGGGUGGCGUUCCGCAAGAUGACGAUGCCCAUUGCCUGCUUUCUGUUGGAAUCAUUGCGAAGGAUUGUGGGAGUGGACGGACGAAGGCCCAACCACGAAUAGCGCUUGAAGUCGAAUUCAUCUUGAGAGUGUUGCGUUAG